UAUUGACAAGACUUCGAGGGGAAAAGUACUAGCUAGUGCUCUCAUAACAUUCAUUUUUCAACGUGUUUUCCUCUCACUUCAAAAAUAAGCAUAACGCGUCAGUUUUAUCAAGGAUAUUACACAUUUUAUUCAUUUACGCCAGGUUUUAUGUUGUUUUUAUUUAUUUGCAAAGCUUCGUUUUUGGCGUGUUCUCAUCUGGAAGGAACCUGUGCGUACAUACGAGAAGGUGUAUCCAUUAUGCGCGCCUCUGUGCAGUGGUCUGGUGCGGUAAACGCCCUGUGAGAGAUUUCUGAGAGGUGGUGUCAUCUUUUAGGGCCAGAAGAUUCUAUUUAUAUUAGAAAGCUGCAAUCCCUUAACUAUAACUCAGCCUGAGCUGCUUGUAAGCUACCCGAGAGAGGCUUUCGGGAAUCAUAUGACCUGCUGCAGCUCAUUCCAAAGAUACCGGAAAGGGCGCUCGCUCCCGCAGCUUUUGCGCUCUUUCAAACCACAGUCUUCGGAAAGGGGUACAUCUGGAGGAUGUACAACACCGCAGGACAACAGAAAGACGUUGAAUGUUAGGAUAAGAAAUACUGCUCUUUGUUUGUAACGGAUAUAUAUAUUACAGUUGAGAAGGGACACUGAUAGAGCAAAAAAUGCCGGAGGAAAAAGUAUUUCACCAGCAGGCUGUCCACAGCCCUCUGGAGCAGGGUAAGCAGGGGAAGCAGGGCAGCGGUGGCAGCAGCUCUGUCCCCUGUCAGAACUGUGGCAAGGCCUGCAAGGGAGAGGUGCUGCGCGUACAGAAUAAACACUUCCACAUCAAGUGCUUCGUCUGCAAAGUGUGUGGCGUUGACCUGGCCCAGGGGGGGUUCUUUGUGCGUCAGGGGGAGUACAUCUGCACCCUGGACUACCAGCGGAUGUACGGCACGCGCUGCUUCAGCUGUGAGGAGUUCAUCGAGGGAGAGGUGGUGUCGGCGCUGGGAAAGACCUACCACCCACGCUGCUUCGUCUGUGUAACCUGCAAACAGCCGUUCCCUGCCGGUGACCGUGUGACAUUUAACGGUAAAGAGUGUGUCUGCCAAAACUGUACACAGCCCCAGUCUGCCAACAGCCCUGCACCCAUACAGGCUGUCCACAACUGCUGUGGCUGUGGGAAGGAGUUUAAGAAUGAGCAGUCUCUUGUAGCGCUGGAUAAACACUGGCACCUGGGCUGCUUCAAGUGUAAGGUGUGCAACAAGGUGCUCAACGCCGAGUACAUCAGCAAGGAUGGGAUCCCCUACUGCGAGGUGGACUACCAUGCAAUGUACGGCAUCCAGUGUGACAGCUGCAAGAAGUACAUCACUGGGAAAGUACUGGAGGCUGGGGAGAAACACUACCACCCGUCAUGUGCUCGCUGUGCCAGGUGUGAGCAGAUGUUUGGAGAGGGAGAGGAGAUGUACCUGCAAGGUAACUCCAUCUGGCAUCCUCCUUGCAGACAGGCAGCCAGACAGGAGGAGAAGAGUAAGAAGCAGGUCCGGAUACAGGUCAAUGACGUCCCUGAGCAGCAGGUGAGCAGGACAUCCUCUGAGAGCAUCACCUCUGUCCCAGCCUCCAGUGCGUCUGGCUCUCCGAACAGGGUCAUCUAUGCCAAACUAGGAGAUGAGAUGCUGGACUACAAAGACCUUGCUGCUCUGCCAAAGACCAAGGCGAUCUACAACAUCGACCGGCCAGACAUGCUCUCCUACAGUCCCUACGUCAGCUACCCCUCAGAGGAACGACACUACGGAGAGGGUGACGGAGAGAAGUCUCCUCGUCAGAGGAGGCCCUCCAGCCCCAGCUCCAACAGCUCCCUGGGGAAGUAUGGAGGGUACACCCCUUCUCGCUCCCCCCAGAACUACAGUAGGCCGGGGGAUCUUUAUAUGGCCAGUAAAACAAUGGGUAAUAGAUAUGGCCAGGCCCUUGACUCCAGCUCCCUCUCCCACCCCUCAGCCUACACAGGGGGGCCUAAGUACCUCUCCUCCUUGGCUAGGGACUCCUCCACCCUCCCCAUGGACUACUCAAGGGGUCUACCCCCCAAGUUCCCUGGGGGGCUGCAGGUGCCUGGGCCGUUGACACAGCCUGGUAAUAUGUCUCCCGGUGGCAGAGUCUCUCCUGGAGGCAGAAACUCUCCUCUGCCCCUUAACCCUACCACCCUGGCCAUGCUCCAGCAGCACAACUAUGUGCCCUACUUCAGAGGCCUCAAACAGGACCCCUUACUACCACCUGAAUCUCAACCUAAGACGUCCCUGCAUCUCAAUUUACCUCCUCACGGUCACGGUAGUGAAAGUGGGCGGAGUACCCCCAGUUUGUCCACGUAUUCCGAUGGCAAAUCUCCCUCCUUCACCUAUGUGGCGACUCCCAGGCAUUUCCACGUACCAGAGACUAAGGUCAAGAUAGAUAAUAUCUAUAGAAAACCCCCUAUCUACAGACAGCAUGCCUCUAGAACUUCCUGGCAAGAAGGAGACGACAUCAAGACAAGGACCAGUUGGAUGAUCUUGAAGAGUGAGAUAGACGGCGAGCCCCUCCCAGAGUACCUGCUGGACCCCAGGAAGUCUACCUGCAGCCUGCCCACUGACACCUCCCGGACCAACUUCCCAUACAAUAAGUGUGCUUCCCUGCCAGGAUAUGGAAGGAAUGGCAUGUACAAGGAGGUUGCCGACCAUGUUGAGGUUGACCCAGACCAGCAGGACUCCCACAGCUGGGGAGGAAUGAGAGGUAGGACCUAG
Messenger RNA from Oncorhynchus keta (chum salmon), 2720 nucleotides. RefSeq names its product actin-binding LIM protein 2-like. The record is from RefSeq and is a predicted model, not a curated record. Gene Ontology annotation, biological process: lamellipodium assembly. Gene Ontology annotation, molecular function: actin filament binding. The coding region runs from base 633 to 2720 and encodes 695 amino acids. The transcript is spliced from 20 exons. Lineage: Eukaryota; Metazoa; Chordata; Actinopteri; Salmoniformes; Salmonidae. Gene Ontology annotation, cellular component: actin cytoskeleton.